GCAAAAACACCCUUGGGAGACUACAAAGCGUUUUAUGCGAUUUCCAUUGAAUUUAAUGGCAAAUAAAGGGCGUUUAAGGUAAUAAAUUUGGAAAAAAAUUUCAAAAAAUUUAUUUAGAAAAUUGUCCACAUCUUCCUCCUCUUCCUCCUUUUCUGAAGAAGUUUGGCUUAGAAUGCGAACAAAUAACGAACAAAACAACAUAGAAAAAACUCCCCAAAAACAACGUUCAGUUGAAAAUCGUCGCUUUACAGAAUCCCCAAAAGCGUUGAGACGAAGUUUUCGUCGAGUUCGACAACGUGGAGGAUCUGUACAUUUUUCUAAAAUUAAAUCUGAAGAAGAAGGAAAAAGAAUUGUUAGGCCAAACAGUCUCAAUUUAAAAUUAAAUGGAAAUUGUGGGGAUGGAAGGAAUUAUUUAAUUAAGAAUGAACGAGAAAACAUUGACGAAGAACAGAAAAUAGAAAAAGGAAUUGACAUUAAAAAAAUUAAAAAUGGGGAAGAAAUAGUUGAAAGUUUAAAAGAAAAUGAUUCAAAAGAAGAGGAUGGAGAAGAAUCAAAAAAUGUUACAGAUUUUGCUUUUCAAUUACAACAAAAAAUGACAAGCGUUCUCAGACAUCAGUAUGGUAAUGGUAGAAAACUUCACGUUUUAUUUGUGGAUAGUCCGGAUAUUUGUAAUCUUCGAAAAGAAAAAUUCGACAACAACGAAAACCAAGGGAAAUAUCAAAGGAGAAAAUGGUCUAGUGAACGUUUACCUUCUAAAAGUUUAUUAAAAAAUCGACGAUUAUCAAAUUCUAAAAAUGAAGAAAAAGAAGAAAAUAAUUUUUUAAAAAGAAAAAAUGAUUUAAAAACCAACAAUUCUUUAAUUAAUCAAAAAGUAUUUUUUGAAAGAAAAUAUUUUGAUCUAACAAAAAGACAUUCAAAUGCAAGUACUGGAAGUGGAAAUGGAAUUAUUUAUGGCAAUAAUAGACAUAAAGAGAAGGCACGAGCAACAAAAGUUGUAGAAAAAAUUGAAAAAAAUGAAUUUACUGAAGCAAAUGACGAAAAAUUAAACAUUAAAAGGCGUUUUUGGUCACUUAGAAAUAAAAAGAGAAAAUUUAGCAAUAAUAUUAACUGUGAUAUUAUUAAUUGUGGAAAGAAGUUAAGCAAUAGCUGUGAAACUGUUGGAACUCGACUUGCUUUAUUCGAACAAGGAUGUGAACAAGAUCGUUUAACUGGUGAAUGGGUUCAAGUCCAAAUUUUACAUCUUCCAAACGAGCCGGAAGGAUUGGGGUUUGGCAUAGUUGGUGGACACAGUACUGGCGUUGUAAUUAAGUCUAUAGUUGCUGGAAGUGUGGCAGAUAAAGAUCAGAGGUUAAGACCUGGUGAUAGAAUUCUUCAAAUUGGUCACAUUUCAACGCAAGGACUUAAUAGUCAACAAAUUGCUGCCUUACUUCGACAACAAGACGGCCCUUAUGUCCAAAUGACUGUUGCACAUUCCAUUCAAUUGCAGGAUACAGAAACAACAGAUACCCCAAGUAAAAAAAAUUUUUUUUUAAAUUUUUUUACUAAAAUGGAAGUGAAAUUUUUAAUCAAAAAAAAAUUUAAUUGCGUCAGUUGGUAA
Molecule: messenger RNA, 1597 nt
Organism: Meloidogyne enterolobii
Lineage: Eukaryota; Metazoa; Nematoda; Chromadorea; Rhabditida; Meloidogynidae
Source: the annotation of a GenBank genome assembly